AACGGAUUGAGCCGUUGGGCUGGCACCCUUCCCCAUUGGGCAUCGCGGCGCCAUAAUCGGUCCUUUGUUGUCUGGAAUAUCUCAGGAGGAAAAAAAAAGAUCAAGACAUGUCUCAGCCAUCAGCGUGGCCGCGCCUCGCAAGCGGGGAUCGGGGGGCAAGAGAUUGCCAAGCAUGGCUGCAUGGAGAUCAAGAUCUGAUUAUGCCACCACCGACUGCUGGAGCGCACCGGUUUUCGGGGUUUGUUCCGGACUCGGAUCCGAAACAUGAUCUACGGGGCGAGGGCCUUAGGCGGGAGACUAACGUUAGUGACUGGAGAAGAAGAAAAACGCGACCGUAAACUCUAAGACCCGGGGCCUAGAGCCCCUCUGAACUGGACUGGGGGAAGUUUGA
Molecule: messenger RNA, 391 nt
Organism: Microdochium trichocladiopsis
Lineage: Eukaryota; Fungi; Ascomycota; Sordariomycetes; Xylariales; Microdochiaceae
Exons: 1
Coding region: 108-338 (76 amino acids)
Source: RefSeq, a predicted model, not a curated record